AUGGUUCUUCAGUAUGAUGAAAAUGUUCGCAACCUGCUGUAUCGGAGAUCAUGCCAAUACACGCAGAGCGGACUUGUGGAUGCCUCUGUCCUCGAAGCUGAUCUCGUCGAGAGGGUGAAGAGCUUCGCGAAGCGUUAUCCGAACAGCAGGACAGCCCAGGCUUGCAAGGCUGUGGAGGGAUGCACCCCCGACGCUAUCGCAGAAGCCAUCCGCUCGACAUGUCAGCAGGCACGACGUGAGCUUCUGCAAGAAGCGAUGACUGGAUGGAGUGACGCAUCCAGAGAGUGGUUUAUGCAGCAGAUUGAAGAAGCCAAGAAGGAGAAGGUCGAGACAUACACCGCCUCAGCAGGCAACGAGGUGACUUCCUUCAUCUCCAUGACUCUCCUGGGCAUCUCCUCGGUGUAUGUCAACCAUGAAGAGAAGCUGAAGAAGAAAUUUGAAGAGAUCGGACUGAUCACCCGAGAUAGCGAGUGCUGA
Molecule: messenger RNA, 477 nt
Organism: Guillardia theta CCMP2712
Lineage: Eukaryota; Cryptophyceae; Pyrenomonadales; Geminigeraceae
Exons: 2
Coding region: 1-477 (158 amino acids)
Source: RefSeq, a predicted model, not a curated record